Messenger RNA from Fusarium falciforme, 1683 nucleotides. RefSeq lists its product as hypothetical. NCBI's taxonomy places the organism in Eukaryota, Fungi, Ascomycota, Sordariomycetes, Hypocreales, Nectriaceae. The coding region runs from base 1 to 1683 and encodes 560 amino acids. The record is from RefSeq and is a predicted model, not a curated record. The transcript has 6 exons.
AUGAGGUACGAGGACUGGGAUGUCCUCCUUUUCCCACGAGACUGCGGUAUUCCCUUUAGAGAGUUCGGCGUCACCUGUGAAGUUGUUCAAGAUACAGAGUUCGCACACAUCCACGGCAUUUGUGGUUUGCCGACAGUGAACUGUUUUGUGCCCAGCCUCGCACCAGGAGCACCAUUUCAAAUCUCGAUUCACUCGUGGAAUACCCCCACCAUCAGUCAAUUCACCAAAUCGUACUCCAAUCAUGUCAAUGAUGUCAAGUUCGAGACGAGGCUCUUCAUUGACGGGCGUCUUGUUGCUUCCACCUCUUUGAACCGACAGUGCGAUUGGCCGCAUGUCAUUGCAACCGGCUUUGGUAACGAAUUAUGUAUUCAUCUCGAGCAAGAAAUCCUUCAGCAAAGACAACGAAACGUAGGUGAUGCCCUCGGCCGCAUCAGACUCGUCAUCAGUGAAGGAUUUCCGCGCGAUUCUCUGACCGUACCAAUGGAGAGAGUCAACAAUAUUGUCGCCUUUUCUUUUCAGCAUGCACCCCAAGAAGUCCUAGAAGGCGUAGGGAUUGCUUGGCCGAGCCCUUCCAUGUGGCAGCGAUCCCCGAAUACGACGUCGAUGGCCAUCCCUUCGUUUUCGUUCAACAAUGUCAAAACCCACGCCCACUCUCCACGACUCCACACGAAUGGCCAACAGAAGGCCCUGGCAGGGCUUACAAUGCCCACGGUUCAAAGUGCCAUGUUUAACGUGCCGACAAACCAUGUCGAGGAACCAACCCAGGCGAGCUACAUAAGGCCUCUGCCGAACACGGAUGAGAUCCCUGACUGCAGCGACAUUGUCGAUUCGUUUGAUGACACAAACGCAUAUUUUGAUUGGCCUGGUAAGGUUGGGCUCGGGCUGAACAAUAUUCCACAGCAGUUUACCCCUGCCAUGUCAAAGUCAAGUCACAACUGGGAAUUGGGUGAGACCGGCACUGAACGCAGAGGUUCGGCCCGGGAUUCCUCAGGGAGCGGAUCUAAUGAGACCCAAUUCUCUUCUCUAGCUUUUUCUAUUGAUGACGAGGAUCCCAAAGUACUACCCAAAACCCUCAGCACGCCCAUACUCGCCGAGCGGAACCAACCAAUUCCCUUCCCAAUCUUCCCGCAUAAUGCCGUGUUACCUGAAGACCUUGCUCUCUCCUUGACAGCUUCCCUUUUGAGUCAGCCUAUGCCAUUGCAACCUCACGCCCCACCGACACGUACUUCAACGCCUGAGAUGUGGUCCCGCAAGGAAAAUCGCAAGCGGCAUUCGACAUGCCCCAUCCCGUCGGCGCUGUCUACUAGUACUACUGUUGGAUUGGAUCAUCAUGAUCAGCGAAAGGUGUCUCAGCAGCUGUACAUCCCAUCAAACGGCAGUAUCCCGCUUCCCCUCGCCCAAUCUCAAGCGCGAAGCCCCAACAGUCCUCACCCAGACCUGACCAGGAGGUCAUAUUCGAUGAGCAAGUUUGUCAGUGCUCAGACCUCAUCGACUCAGAGUAGCCCACAGAAGUUUCCCAACACCGAGGGUAAGGCUUCAGUCGAAAAAGGUAACAAGCGAUCUCGCAAUUUCACGCCAGGGUCCACGAAGCCUUUUGAAGAUGACGAGGAUGAGCAUCAACGAGCAAGUCCUCGUAUUCGACUAAGCCCGUUGUCAGAGGGCCACCCACAAGACGGGGCGUGA